AUGGAUACGGUUGAGGUGCCAACCUCAGUCGCACGCAUAUCCGAGUGCAGAAGCCACCGCAAGGUCUUCUGGAGCAAACCGGUAAUUCUACUUAAACCAGUUCCAAAUCCACGCGCACCUUCUACGAGGCCUGGACCUUUGCUGGUAGACUUGGCUCAGGACAAGGAUCGAACUCAGCCACAGAACUGGUCAACCGGAAGAAAACUACUCAUCGUGCUGAUCCUCUGCUAUGUCACAUUUGUGGCCGCGUUCGCUAGCGCAGCCUUCUCCACAACGAUCCAAUCCCUGGAGCACGAGUUCCACAUCGAUGCCGAGACGGGCACGCUGGGGGCGACACUCGUGUUCACAACCGCGACGACGACCACCAAAGACGCCCAGAGCGUGCUGAUUACCCACUUCUUUGCUGGUCUAUUUUCUGCCAGUCCCGUCGCGACCGUCCCGGCGUGUUUCGCAGACCUUUACGACACCUAUCACUGUGGUAUGGCCUUGACAAUGUUCUCCAUGGCGGUCUUUGCAGGCCCGUUCACGUCGCCCCUUGUGGGUGGAUAUAUCAUCCUCAACCCAGACCUCGGAUGGCGAUGGACCAUGUACAUCGUCGCGAUCAUGGGAUUGUUUGGGACGAUUCUCCUGGUCAUAUUCCACCGCAAAAACUUCCCUCUCGUGAUUCUGGUGCACCAGGCGCGACGAUUGCGCAAGCAGACAGGUAUCUGGGAACUCCAUGCGUGCCACGAAGAACAGGAGCCAAGCCUCCAGGAGCUGGUCGCCCGGAACCUCGCCCGGCCGAUCCGCCUGCUCUUCACCCAACCCAUCGUCCUCCUCUUCACACUCUACAUGUCUUUCGUCUACGGCUUGAUGUAUGCGUUGCUGGGGGACUUCCCUGUUAUCUUCCAAACGAUCCAUGGUAUGAACAUGCAAAACGGGGGGGUUGCCUUCUAUUGCCCUAAUGAUCAGGGAACUCCUCGGCGGCGUAUAGGUGCUGUUCUCGCAACGCAGGUUUAA
Aspergillus welwitschiae is the source of this 999-nucleotide messenger RNA. RefSeq names its product major facilitator superfamily domain-containing protein. The record is from RefSeq and is a predicted model, not a curated record. The coding region runs from base 1 to 999 and encodes 332 amino acids. The transcript is spliced from 3 exons. Gene Ontology annotation, molecular function: transmembrane transporter activity. Gene Ontology annotation, biological process: transmembrane transport. NCBI's taxonomy places the organism in Eukaryota, Fungi, Ascomycota, Eurotiomycetes, Eurotiales, Aspergillaceae.